This is a messenger RNA of Pyrus x bretschneideri (Chinese white pear), 3023 nucleotides long. Its product is annotated as homeobox-leucine zipper protein HDG2. NCBI's taxonomy places the organism in Eukaryota, Viridiplantae, Streptophyta, Magnoliopsida, Rosales, Rosaceae. Gene Ontology annotation, biological process: regulation of DNA-templated transcription. The transcript has 13 exons. The coding region runs from base 425 to 2686 and encodes 753 amino acids. Gene Ontology annotation, molecular function: lipid binding; DNA binding; DNA-binding transcription factor activity, RNA polymerase II-specific. The record is from RefSeq and is a predicted model, not a curated record.
CCUUUCUCUCCCACCAUUAAAUGCAAUUGCAUCCUCUCAAUACGCUCUGCAAUUACUCCUCGCUGCCAUACUUUUCUCCCUCUGCCCCCUUUUCUCCUUGCUUGCCUUUCUCUCUUUCCUAAAACCACUUCCCUUUCUUCUUCCUCAUCUUCUUCUCCUUUUUCUUCACCUUCUCUAACUUCCAAAACUAUUUACUACUCCAAAGUCCAUACCAUAUAUAUAUAAACUCUUAUACACCAAAAUCCGUACGCCGGAAAACCACUCUUGGGUCACCAAACAGUGGCUUCCCGGCACCAGGUUAAAGCCCAAAGCUAGAUCUACAACGCUUCGCUCUCUAGGGCUUUUGAUCAGGUGCACACAGACAACAUCAUACGUCCUGGUUAAUUUGGGCGGUUUUAAGUCUUGAAAUAUCCCGGCCGGGCUUAUGAUUCCGGCAAGAAACAUGCCUUCGAUGAUCGGAAGCAAUGGGAACAUUAACGGGUUUGCAUCAUCUUCAGGACUCACACUUGGUCAGCCAAACAUGAUGGAAGCCGGUCAUCUGCACCCGUUAGACAUGGCUACAAACACCUCUGAAAGCGACAUUGCUCGGUUCCGAGAUGAUGACUUCGACAGUGCUACCAAAUCCGGCAGCGACAACCCUGAAGGCGGUUCUGGUGACGACCAAGAAAACCCUCGACCCAAAAAGAAGCGUUAUCACCGCCACACACAGCAUCAGAUCCAAGAAAUGGAAGCUUUUUUCAAGGAAUGUCCCCACCCAGAUGACAAGCAAAGGAAGGAACUGAGCCGGGAAUUAGGUUUGGAACCAUUACAAGUCAAAUUUUGGUUUCAAAACAAGCGCACCCAAAUGAAGACUCAGCAUGAGCGGCAUGAGAACACACAACUUCGGAACGAAAACGAAAAGCUCCGUGCUGAUAACAUGAGGUACAGAGAAGCGCUAGGUAAUGCCUCAUGCCCUAAUUGUGGCGGCCCAACAGCUCUAGGAGAGAUGUCAUUCGACGAACACCAUCUGAGACUUGAGAAUGCUCGAUUACGAGAAGAGAUCGAUCGUAUAUCUGCGAUAGCUGCGAAGUACGUUGGCAAACCGUUAGGAAACUACCCUCUCAUGUCUUCUCCUGUUCCUUCCCGUGGUCCACUUGAUCUUGGGGUUGGGAGCUUUGGUGGUCAGCCAGGCAUGGGCGGUGAGAUUUAUGGUGCUGGAGACCUUCUCAGGUCAAUCAGUGCACCAAGUGAGGCAGACAAGCCAAUGAUAAUUGAGCUUGCUGUUGCAGCUAUGGAGGAACUCGUCAGAAUGGCCCAAAUGGGUGAACCCUUGUGGAUGACCAGCCUUGAUGGCAGCGCGACCGUACUUAAUGAAGAUGAGUACAUAAGAACAUUCCCUCGUGGAGUCGGGCCAAAACAAAAUGGCUUCAAAACUGAAGCUUCGCGUGAGAGUGCAGUUGUUAUCAUGAACCACAUUAACCUUGUUGAGAUUCUCAUGGAUGUGAAUCAGUGGUCGACUGUAUUUUCUGGCAUUGUGUCAAGAGCUUUGACCCUUGAAGUCCUAUCAACUGGCGUGGCUGGAAAUUACAAUGGAGCCUUGCAAGUGAUGACGGCAGAAUUCCAGGUUCCUUCACCACUUGUUCCAACUCGUGAGAGUUAUUAUGUGAGGUACUGCAAACAGCAUGCUGAUGGCACCUGGGCUGUAGUCGAUGUUUCCUUGGACAACUUGCGCCCUAAUCCUGCACCCAGAUCUUGUCAAAGAAUGCCCUCAGGAUGCCUAAUUCAAGAAAUGCCAAAUGGGUAUUCAAAGGUUACAUGGGUUGAGCAUGCUGAAGUGGAUGAAAGAGGUGUUCACAACCUCUACAAGCAGCUGGUUAGCUCCGGCCACGCAUUUGGCGCUAAACGAUGGGUUGCCACCUUGGACAGGCAAUGCGAACGUCUGGCUAGUGCAAUGGCAUCAAACAUCCCUACUGGUGAUGUUGGAGUGAUUACAAAUCAAGAAGGGAGAAGAAGCAUGCUAAAAUUGGCUGAAAGAAUGGUGAUUAGCUUCUGUGCUGGAGUGAGUGCAUCAACCACUCACACAUGGACCACACUGUCUGGAACCGGGGCUGAUGAUGUCCGGGUGAUGACCCGAAAGAGUGUCGAUGAUCCCGGAAGGCCUCCAGGUAUUGUGCUCAGUGCCGCCACAUCUUUCUGGCUGCCAGUUCCUCCCAAAAGAGUCUUUGAGUUUCUCCGCGAUGAGAACUCUCGCAGCGAGUGGGAUAUUCUUUCCAAUGGGGGAAUUGUUCAAGAGAUGGCACACAUCGCUAAUGGUCGUGACACUGGAAAUUGCGUGUCUCUACUAAGAGUAAAUAGUGCUAAUUCAAGCCAGAGCAACAUGCUGAUACUGCAAGAGAGCUUCUCUGACCCAACAGCUUCCUUUGUGAUUUAUGCACCAGUUGACAUUGUUUCCAUGAAUGUGGUGCUGAAUGGGAGUGACCCUGACUAUGUUGCCCUUCUUCCUUCUGGGUUUGCUAUACUCCCGGAUGGAGCCGGCAUUGGAGACUCUGGCUCUGGUGGUGGUUCCCUUCUCACUGUUGCUUUUCAGAUCUUGGUUGAUUCAGUCCCCACUGCUAAGCUGUCUCUCGGAUCAGUUGCAACAGUUAACAAUCUUAUUGCUUGCACUGUUGAGAGGAUCAAAGCUGCAUUGUCAUGCGACAAUGUGUGAACUUCAUGACUCAGUUAAUUUCUAGUUUGUUGCAGUAUUAGGACGAGGAAGAAAGAUGAACGGACAGAGACACCGAUGGUGGCAAGGAAUUUCGGCAGCUUAUACCCAGGAGGGGAGAAGUCAAGAUCGCACCCUACAUGAUCUUUUUGUAUAAUCUAUAAAGAGAUUAGGGGUUCGGGUAUUGACUUCCUCGAACAAUGUGAAAGGCAGAUUAAGCGCUUCAGAAAUUAUUAAUUUUUAAGUUUUGUGUUUAUUGAACUUUCUCCUUUUCCACCUUCUUUAACCUUGUACACAGGAUUAGGGUUUUGGAAUGGAUAUUGUUUUUCUUUAUGGUCAA